AUGGAUUUUUUCUUUUUAUGGCUAGUAACAUUCGUCGCGGGAUUUUGGAUUUUUAAAAAAAUAAAGGAAUGGCAGAACUUGCCUCCUGGGCCUUGGGGCUUACCGAUUGUUGGUUACUUGCCUUUCUUGGACCGUCAUCAGCCGCAUUUGACUUUGACUAAAUUAUCCAAGCAAUAUGGACCGAUUUAUGGCAUUGGUAUGGGCAGCGUGUAUGCUGUCGUUUUAUCUGAUCACAAACUGAUAAGAGAUGCCUUUGCUAAGGACAACUUUUCGGGACGAGCGCCGUUGUAUUUGACGCACGGUAUUAUGCAUGGAAAUGGUAUUAUUUGCGCUGAAGGCAGUCUGUGGAAGGACCAGAGAAAGUUAAUAACGAUGUGGCUGAAAAGUUUUGGUAUGAGUAAGCAUAGCGUGUCGCGAGAAAAGUUGGAAAAACGGAUAGCUUCGGGUGUCUACGAACUUUUAGAAAACGUCGAGAAGUCUGAAGGGAGCCCAAUGGAUUUGAGUCACAUGCUGACGAAUUCUCUAGGAAAUGUUGUGAACGAAAUUAUCUUCGGUUCGAAGUUCCCCCCUGACGAUAAAACCUGGAAUUGGUUUAGACAGAUCCAAGAGGAGGGGUGUCACGAAAUGGGGGUGGCUGGUGUUGUUAACUUUUUACCCUUUAUUAGGUUCAUUUCUGCAUCAACAAGAAAAACAAUUGAAGUUCUAACACGCGGUCAAGCUCAAACUCACAGAUUGUACGCAAGCAUCAUCGAUCGGCGACGAAAAGUUUUAGGAUUAGCGCCAGUGAAAGAAGCAGCAUAUCCCCUUCACGAAAACUUGUUUAAUGAACACCCAGACGGUCAUAUUAAAUGUAUCAAGUACAGCAAACACGCGUCCGAACACGAAGAACAUUACUUCGAUCCGAAUAUUCUAAUACCAACGGAUGGGGAGUGCAUCCUUGAUAAUUUCCUUCUAGAACAGAAGAGAAGGUAUGAGAGUGGAGAUGAAGGAGCUAAGUACAUGACGGAUGAACAAAUGUUGUAUCUUCUGGCUGAUAUGUUUGGAGCUGGUCUUGAUACUACAUCGGUGACGCUGUCCUGGUUUUUGCUGUAUAUGGCCCUUUAUCCUGAAGAACAGGAAAUAGUUCGGAAGGAGAUUCUAUCAGUGUACCCUGAGGAUGGCGAGGUGGACGGUUCCAGACUGCCACACUUGAUGGCUGCCAUUUGCGAGACGCAGCGCAUUCGAUCGAUAGUGCCCGUCGGAAUCCCCCACGGAUGCCUCCAAGACACUUUUAUAGGAAACUACAGAAUUCCCAAAGGUGCUAUGGUGAUUCCAUUGCAGUGGGCUCUGCAUAUGGAUCCAGAUGUUUGGGAAGACCCUGAAGUAUUUAGACCACAAAGAUUCCUAGCUGAAGAUGGAAGUUUGCUUAAACCUCAGGAGUUUAUACCCUUCCAGACAGGAAAACGUAUGUGUCCCGGUGACGAACUCUCGCGGAUGUUGGCGUGUGGUUUAGUGGCGCGACUGUUUCGGCGUCGGCGCGUGCGCUUGGCGACCGAUCCACCCUCUACGAAAGAUAUGCAAGGAACUGUCGGCGUCACCCUCUCACCGCCAACCGUUUCAUACUAUUGCGACCCUUUAUGA
This is a messenger RNA of Spodoptera littoralis (African cotton leafworm), 1620 nucleotides long. The record is from the annotation of a GenBank genome assembly. Lineage: Eukaryota; Metazoa; Arthropoda; Insecta; Lepidoptera; Noctuidae.